This is a messenger RNA of Stegostoma tigrinum, 5034 nucleotides long. RefSeq names its product zinc-binding protein A33-like. The record is from RefSeq and is a predicted model, not a curated record. Lineage: Eukaryota; Metazoa; Chordata; Chondrichthyes; Orectolobiformes; Stegostomatidae. The coding region runs from base 148 to 1560 and encodes 470 amino acids. Gene Ontology annotation, molecular function: protein binding; zinc ion binding. The transcript is spliced from 6 exons.
CUUUCGUACAACCUGUUCUCGUUUUCUUCUCCAACCUGAACGUCGACGGUACAUUUUAAGAAUCAUUUGUACUUUAUUGCAGAACAGAAAGUGUUCAGCAACACAGAAUUUAAGACCAUUUUGAACCAGGAAGUGUUGUAAGUGAGCAUGGCUUCCCGACUGGGUGACAGUUUGAUCGACCUGGCGAUUUGUUCAAUUUGUCAAAAUUUUUUCAACAACCCAGUCACGCUGGGUUGUGGACACAAUUUCUGCCGCUCUUGUAUCGAAAAUCAGAACGUAAACUUCUGCCCAGAAUGUAAUGAGAAGGUUCCGCGAAGAAGGCUCUCAGUAAAUCGGAGUGUAUUGAGUCUGGCAGAUAAAGCUCGGAAAGUAAAGGAAACUCUAGCAGAGAAGGAAAGUAAACGUCACUGUGAGGAACACAAGGAGGAACUGAAGUUAUUUUGUGAAACUGACAAGGCUUUGAUCUGUGUGAUGUGCAUUGCUACGCCGGAACACAGAGGGCACCCAUUCAUCCCGAUUACUCAAGCUGUUGAAAUCUUCCAAGCUCAGCUCGAAUCUGCUUUAGAUUCGCUCACAGAGAAGAAAGCGGAGGUUCUGGAGACAGAACAGAGCCAGAAACGGAAUAUUUCCGAAGUGAGGGAACAGGCGAGAAGCCUGCAGACCCACAUCACAUCCGAGUUCACUAAAAUGCACCAGAUUCUCACUGAGAAAGAGCAGCGUUUACUCAGAGAUCUCAGGGAAGAAGAGGCGAGGACUGUCGAACCAAUGGAGAAAAAUCUUCGAAAGAUUCAGGACAAAUUAAACUCUAUUGAGGAGAAACUCUUAAAGUUACAGAAACAAAUGAAGCAAAAAGAUGAGGUGAUAUUUCUGAAGGAGGAAGUUUGUUGGAAAAGAAGUAGUGAAUACUGUGAUAUACUGUCGGUGGCAAAUGAGGCACUGUCCAUUGAACAGUUCAAAGGUCCUCUGCAGUACACAGCAUGGAGAGAAAUGAUCAUGUUUAUUGACUCAGCUCCAGCCUCCCUGACUCUGGAUCCAAGCACCGCGCAUCCCCAGCUCGUCCUGUCCGAGGACCGGACCAGUGUGAGACUCAGAAGCAGAAGGCAGAUGCUCCCUGAAUCCCCAGAGAGGUUUGAUUCCUGGCCCUUUGUCCUGGGAUCAGAGGGAUUCACAUCAGGCAGACAUUACUGGGAGGUGGAGGUGGGAGAGGGGACACAGUGGGGGGUGGGAGUAGCCCGAGAGUCUGUGGAGAGGAAGGAAACAAUUGUCCCGAAAGUGGAGACCGGAUUCUGGAUUGUGGGGCAAGAAGCCAGAGGAAGCUAUCGUGACAGAGUCUCCAAUUCGCAGACCCCAACCUCCGGAAGUGCACAGCCCCGGAAGAUCGGGGUUUUCCUCGACUAUGAGGGUGGACAGGUAUCAUUUUACAAUGCGGAUAAUAUGUCCCAUCUCCACACUUUCACCCACACGUUCACUGAGAAAAUCUUUCCCUUCUUUUGUCCCGGAUUGAUAUAUGGUGGGAAGAACUCCGCCCCGUUGACAAUCUGCGGGAUUAAAGGGCACUGACUGAUCCACCCCAUAAUUUCACCCGGCUUGCCGGCAUCCUACCAGCUGUAAACUAAUGCGGAUCGGCCUCAGUCACAGGUGGAGACAGAAGCCAAGUGAACAUCCCAGGAAUAAACGCUGUAUCGGAACUGGGGACUGAAAGAUCAGCAAGGAGCUCUGAGGGGCUGGAGGAAAGAAGGAGGGGUGAGAAGAAACAAAUUAAAGGUCAAUUGGAGAGAGAGAGAGAGAGAGGGAAUGAGCUAUGAGCUGCAGGAUCCCGAGGACCUUCCUGCCCGCAGUGUUACUCCGCAGGCAGAAAGUGGCAUGUUUGAGAUUUAUCACUACUAACGCUCUGCUGCCCGUGACUGUUAUCACUGUGCUUUAUUUAAUUCAUUAAAAUCAAUCAUCUAGUUAGGCCAUGUCAUAACACGCCUGGAAGCGAAUCAUGUGGUCCAGAGAUACUACCACUGGGCCACAGGCCGACACUUAAUUUCAUCCCAGAAGCCUAAAAAAAAUCUUCAUUUGCCCAAUACACCACUUAAAAUGGUUGGUUGACCUCAUCUUAAGGGUCCCCACUCCCCUGACCCACAACCCGCUGUAAUCAGAGUAAUACUCUGCAGAAACUGACGCUAAGAUUCACCACACUUUGAAUGUAAAACAGCCGGAAAUGAUGGACCCUGUUAUCCUGAUAUGUGUACCAGAUCCUACCUUCACCCGGUCGGGAAAACAGCCUCUCAGAGACCAGUUGUCAACGCCGGAUCAGUUGUGAAAAUCCUUCUGAAUAACAACCUUGCACGUUUCGUCCGAUAAUGUCUUAUUCUACUAAAUUUGAGAGCCACAGCCAGAUACAGUCAGGUUUUAAUCAGAGCAUGAUCCUCCAAUUCCGCCAGCCAAUCAAAUUCACGUCUAUUGUACCAGUUGAUGGAUUCUUUCUGCAGUGGUUUUGAUAAAUUGAUUGUUGCAUUCGAAGCUGUGAUUCAUACACAUUAACAUUUUUUUAAAAAACAGUCAACAUGAAUAACAUUUACAAAUUUCUAAUCAUAUCUGAUAUUCCAGACAGGGUGGCACAUUUACUGAAAUCUGACAAGGCCUUUGAGGAAUAUAAAGGAACCAGAAUAUAAUUUAAUCGAGGAAUUACGGGCGCUGAAAGGAGGCCAUGAAGUGUACUUGGCAAGAAGGAUUAAAGAGAAUUCCAAAUCUUUUUACCCAUAUAUUAGGAGAAAGAGGGUAGCUAUGAAUAGGGCAUAUCCACUCAAGGGCACAGCAGGUAAUUUAUGCAUGGAGCCGGAGGAACUCAUUGAUAUCCUUAAUAACUACUUCAUGUCAGUAUUCAUCAAAGAGAGGAACAUAAAUGAUGGUAAGAUUAGGGAGGUAUAUGUUGAUAUUCUAGGCCAUAUUGAUAUUAAGAAGGAGGAGGCGUUGGGUGCCUUGAAAAACAUUGAGGAAGAUAAAUCAGUAGGGUCUGGUGGGAUCCAUCCCAGGAUCAGGGGAGCAUGUAAGGGGAUCUCUGCAACUUUAACAAAAAUCUUUGUAGUCUCUUUAGAACAGGCAAGAUCUCAGAAGACUGGAGAAUAGCCAAUGUUUUUCCUGUGUUUACAAAGGGCAACAGGAAUAAUCCAGAAAAUUAUAGGCCGGUGAAUCUUAGAUCAAUGGCAGGGAAAUUAUUGGAGAAUAUUCUUAAGGAUAGGGUUUGCUUGCAUUUUUUCUUUAUUCAUUCAUGGAAUGAGGGUGUCUCAGGCCAGGCAGCAUUUAUUGUUCAUCCCUAAUUGCCCAGAGGGCAGUUAAAAGUUAAGCACUUUGCAAAGUAAUGUACUUAUUAGGAAUACCGAGCAUGGUUUUGUAUGUGGGAGGCCUUGUCUCACAAAUUUGAUUGAGCUUGUUGAGGAAGUGAUCAAGAUUAUUGGUGAGAGUAGGGAAGUGGAUGUUGUCUGUAUGGACUUUACUAAAGCAUUUGACAACGUCCCUCACAGUAGGCUGGUCUAGAUGAUGAAAUCACUUGGGACCCACACUGAAUUUGUAAGUCAGAUACAAAAUUGUCUUGGUCACAAGAAACAGAGUAUAGUUGUGGAGAGGUGUAUUUCUGCCUGGAGUCCCAUGGCCAGUGGUGUUCCAUGAGGAUUAAUCUGGGACGUUGGCUGCUUGUAAUAUAUAUAAAUGAUUUGGAUGAAAAUGAAGAGGGUCUGAUUCAUAAGUUUUCAGAUGACUUGAACAUUUGUGGAGUUGUGUAUAUUGAGGAAAGUUGUCAAAGGAUACAGAAGGAUAUAGAUCAGUUGGAAAGUUGGGCAGAGAAAUGGCAGGUGGAGUUUAUUUUGGAUAAGUGAGAGGUGAUGCAUUUUGUGAGGUAAAAUGCAAGUGGAAAGUAUACAAUACAAUAAAUUAAGAGUAUUCAAAUUUAGGGCUGCAAGUCCAUACCUCUGUGAAAUUGGCAACACGUGCGAAUAAAAUGGUAAAGGAGGGGUAUGGCAUGCUUGCCUUCUUUGAUCAGGGCAUUGAGUAUAAAAGUUGGCAAGUUGUGUUGCAGCUGUUUAAACCUUUACACAGGCAGCAUUUGGAGUAUUGCAUGCAGUUCUGGUCACCACACCACAGGAAGGAUCAUGAAGGCCUCGGAAAGAGUACAAAAGAGGUCCUCCAUUAGCUAUAAGGAAAAGUUGGACAAACUUGAAUUGUUUUCAACUGGGUAUUGGAGGCUGUUGGGUGGCCAGAUAGAAGUAUGCAAAACUAAAGCUGAUAUGGAUAGGGUGGAUAGUCAGAGUCUUUUUCACAGGUUGAAAAUGCUAAGUAAAAGGAGAAAGUGGGAAAGUUUAAAGAAGAUGUUUGAGGCCGGCUUUUUGCACUGAAGGUAGAUACCUGGAACAUGCUGCCAUGGGAAGAGGUAAAAGCAGAUACACUAGCAAAGUUUAAGAAGCUUUUGAGCAGAUGCAUGAACAGGAAAAAAGUAGAGGGACAUGGACCAUGUACAAGGGGACAGGAUUGGUUUAGAAUAUCAGUACAGAUAUGAUGGGCCAAAGCGUUUGUCCCAUGCUGCAGUGUUCUAUGUUCUACAUUCUAUUUUGUGGAUUUUCUCCUUAAAUGAGAAAAUAGGAAAUAAUAUAUUUCCCUACCAGUAUAACCAAUGUCUAUUACAAAUUUCCACAUUCUUUAGGUGUGGAUGCUUUAAAUGUUGUCAGAGAUAAAUAGCCUUCUGCUCUGUUUAUCAGAAAUGCACUAAUAGUUCUGGAUGGAAGUUUGCUUGCUGAGCUGGAAGGUUAGUUUUCAGACGUUUCGUCACUAUUCUAGGUAACAUCAUCACUGAGCCUCUGGUGAAGCGCUGGUGUUAUGCCCUGCUUUCUAUUUAUGUGUUUUUGUGUAACUUUUUAUGUAACUUACAUCCAGAACCUCAACCUGAGCUACAAAUCUUCUCAAAACUCGCUAUGCACUAAUAGUGUAAAAAUGAAUCAUUUAAUAGCAAAAAAUAAAAUUUAUGCUUCAUUACCACUAUAUUAAUAUGUUGGUUAG